Nannospalax galili (Upper Galilee mountains blind mole rat) is the source of this 287-nucleotide messenger RNA. Its product is annotated as coiled-coil and C2 domain-containing protein 2A-like. Lineage: Eukaryota; Metazoa; Chordata; Mammalia; Rodentia; Spalacidae. The record is from RefSeq and is a predicted model, not a curated record. The transcript is spliced from 2 exons. Gene Ontology annotation, biological process: protein localization to ciliary transition zone; non-motile cilium assembly. Gene Ontology annotation, cellular component: ciliary transition zone. The annotation marks the transcript as partial.
GAGUGCCCUUCUCCUUCGAAGCUGAUGGCAGCAAUCAACUGACUCUGAUGACCUCAGGGAAAGUGUCCCACAGUGUGGCGUGGGCCAUUGGAGAAAACGGCAUUCCUUUAAUUCCUCCACUGUCACAGCAGAACAUUGGAUUCCGAAGCGCUCUAAAGAGAGCAGAUGCCAUCUCUUCUAUUGGCACCUCAGGACUGACGGACAUGAAGAAGUUGGCCAAGUGGGCAGCAGAGUCCAAGCUUGACCCCAAUGACCCCAACAAUGCCCCUUUGAUGCAGCUGAUCUCG